CCAGGGAUUCUAGUACCAGAGGCUUUGGGAUUGGGCAACUGGGUGAAGGCACAAGAGUGGGCUGCCGUUCCAGGAGGCCAAGCCACCUACUUAGGCAACCCAGUUCCAUGGGGCACAUUGCCUACAAUUUUGGUCAUCGAGUUCCUUUCCAUUGCUUUCGUAGAGCACCAACGCAGCAUGGAAAAGGACCCGGAGAAGAAAAAAUACCCUGGUGGGGCUUUUGACCCCUUGGGCUACUCCAAGGACCCUAAGAAGUUUGAGGAAUACAAAGUCAAGGAGAUCAAAAACGGCCGGCUCGCAUUGUUGGCUUUUGUUGGUUUCGUUGUUCAACAAUCGGCGUACCCUGGCACCGGACCUUUGGAGAAUUUGGCCACUCACUUGGCUGACCCAUGGCACAAGAACAUUGGGGACGUCAUUAUCCCAAAGGGGAUUUUGCCUUGAUUAUCCCAUGCAAUAUUUUGAUUUACACCCACUGUAAAAAUUAAAAUUCCAUGUAACCGUAUGCAAUGAAUCCGAACAUCUUGUCUUUGGCAUGUGUGAGUGAGUUUACAAGCAAACUUUUACCAUCCCCCUUCAUAUGUUAGAUCUAUCUAAAGAACUGUAUUGAAUAUAUCAGUUAGUUCUUUUCUAAUUCUGCUUCAUUAUUCUUCAGUGUGUAUUUCUUUUCUCUUUGAGAAGGGUUGUAAUUUAUGUAUCAAAACAAAAUAAAGACCAUCGAGCAAUAGGACACUGUUAUUUUAUUAA
This is a messenger RNA of Prunus mume (Japanese apricot), 744 nucleotides long. The record is from RefSeq and is a predicted model, not a curated record. NCBI's taxonomy places the organism in Eukaryota, Viridiplantae, Streptophyta, Magnoliopsida, Rosales, Rosaceae.